GUUUUAACAAGAAUGGCAUCUUAUUGUUGUCUCUCUUCACCGGUUUCAGGGGCGAACAAGAGGUGGUCAGCGGUGUUGCAGAGAGAAAGGGAUGACGAUUCUUCAAGUUAUGUCUUCCGUCAUUUCACCUUCCUCUCAGGUUCCCCUAUCUCAAAGUCAAAUUCCAUCCAACUCCAUCUACCUAUCGUCAGUUCACCACUGCCAGCAUCCUCGAUUCUUAUCUCCUUGCUCGUUAAGUACGAGAAAUUCCACUUCCCCUAGACGCCGUUCAAUUAUUAGAAGCUAUACAAUCAAUUGCUCCGCUCAUAAUUCUGCUAGCAUUACAAACCAGAGCAGUGAAUUUGUUAAAGAGAAAAGUGUCUCCGUGGUUCUUCUAGCUGGAGGGAAGGGAAAACGAAUGGGUGCAAGCAUGCCAAAGCAGUAUCUUCCACUUUUAGGGCAACCAAUUGCUUUGUAUAGUUUCUACACUUUCUCACGGAUGCCAGAGGUUAAAGAAAUCAUUGUAGUUUGUGAUCCAUCUUACCAGGAUAUUUUUGAAGAUGCUAGACAGAAAGUCAAUGUUGACCUGAAAUUUGCAUUGCCUGGAAAAGAAAGACAAGAUUCUGUGUUCAGUGGACUUCAGGCAAUUGAUUUGAAUUCUGAACUUGUAUGCAUCCAUGAUUCAGCAAGACCUUUGGUAACUUCUAGUGAUGUACAAAAGGUUCUAAAUGAUGGUUUGCAUGUUGGAGCUUCAGUACUUGGUGUUCCUGCUAAAGCAACUAUCAAAGAGGUAAAUAGCGAAUCUUUUGUAGUGAAGACUUUGGACAGAAAAACACUUUGGGAAAUGCAAACUCCACAGGUCAUCAAGCCUGAGUUGUUGAAGAAAGGUUUUGAGCUUGUAAAUAGAGAAGGCCUUGAAGUCACGGAUGAUGUGUCAAUUGUUGAGCAUCUCAAACAUCCUGUGUACAUCACAGAAGGAUCUUAUACUAACAUCAAGGUUACAACUCCCGACGAUCUAUUACUUGCUGAAAGAAUAUUAAAUACCGCCUCAUUUGUGACAGCUUAACAAUUCUACUGUAAAUGUUAUGACAUGACAUGCAUACAACAUAGGAACGUUAUUAAACACAUUUUAAUCCAUGUAUUAAUCAAAACCCUUUUCUCUAUAUAAUCCUACUAGUGUAUGAAUAUUCCUUGUCC
This is a messenger RNA of Lactuca virosa, 1176 nucleotides long. The record is from the annotation of a GenBank genome assembly. NCBI's taxonomy places the organism in Eukaryota, Viridiplantae, Streptophyta, Magnoliopsida, Asterales, Asteraceae.